UUAUAGCAGACGUGUUGGAGUAAAUAUGGUGAUGAUUGCACUGCUGUUAGGAUAGCCUGAUAUAAUGACAUUGGCCUGCUUUUUGUGUGUGUUUGGGUGGGUAUAGAGUUUGUGGUGGGCUGGUGUGAAUCAUGCAACACAACCAAGUCCCACGCUGGGCCUGGGCGUAUCUGUGAAUUCAGAACUUGAACUAAGUGAAAUAUUGAGAAAGAGUGAAUAGAAAGCAGAAAUUGUCGGUUUAGUGGUCAGUUUCAUGCUGCUAGUUCUUGCUCUUUCGCUUCACUUCACUUGAUGUGUGUGCUCUGUGGUGACAGCUUGUGAAACUUUUGCCUCCAGAGACUCUGAAUGAAACUUGAAAACACCUCGCUCUUCUCUGCACAUCCUUCCUGUGUUCAUUUUGGCACAGCAAAGACGAGCGGGAUAACUGCCAGAAUGGAAUGCUGGAGUGUGAAUCCUUUUCUUCUGAUACUCCUCACUGGGCUCAUACACACUGUCACUGCAGAGAAGAGAAUGCUGGACAUGGCUCCUGAUGCUGUCGAUGACACCUUCUCAGAGUGUCGUGACAAAAUGAUGCAGAAAGUUACAGCACAAGGCGGCCUGUUGCAGAAAGAGCUCAAGGCUAAUAAGGAUUUUGCAGACAUGUGGAGGGGUCACGGUGGGACUUGUGAGAAGCAAAUUUAUAGAGGGCGAGCACAUCACUUGGCUGCACUGCAGGCUUAUGGGAAUUCUGGAGUUCAUUUCCGAAAAACGUUCAACAGACUGAUUCAGACUAAAGGCAGCAACGCCACAACAUACAAUGACGAAUUUCCCUUCAAGUCUCUUCACUUUCUGCUAACAGAUGCUUUGCAACUUCUUAACUAUAGCAAAACAUGUUCCACCGUGUACUUUGGCACAAACAACCAAUAUACAGCAGAAAUUGGGAAGGAGGUGCGUUUUGGGAGGUUCAUCGGUGCCAGUAUCCGUGAGAGCCUUGAAAUUGAACAAAUUAUCACAGCAGAUGAAGGCACGCUGUUCAACAUCAUGUCCUGUUCUGUGGUUAAUGUUGAGAACUUCACGUGCACUUCUGAGGAAAUUGAACGGCUUAUUUCCCCAACUGAGGUCUUCAGAGUGCAGAGCAUCGAGACUGCUUCAACUGAUGAUGUUGACUAUAAAAUAAUCACUUUAACACAUUCAGGCUUUCUGAGCAACCAUGACUGCUACCUUUUUCAGAGGCCUCCUCAUGGAUCCUCCAGUCCACUGCUGAGCUCUAUGGUUCUGGCACUGAUGGCGUCCUUUCUGAGUCUGUACUACCGCACUGUUACACAGUGACUCGCACAUUCAUAAACACAAGCAACAACGACACCUGCAGAAUUGCUAAAUUUGCUAAUUAUGUCAUUGAUUACAUUAUUAUAGUCAUCUUUAGUCUCACAGGGCCAGACAUGUACUCUCAUUAUGACAUCACAAGAUCACAACUUGUUAAACUUUAAGUGCUGGACUGUGAAUUCCACCAAUAAUAAGGGUAUGCCCCCUCUGAAACCCACCCCCAAAUUCCUCUAGUCUGUCUAUUUUGGAAAUACAUGUUUUUCUUUGUACAGCAAUGAUAUGUGUCUUGUGCCCUGUCAACGUAUUAUUUGAAGUUUCAUUAACUCUUUUAUUUUUAAGGCAGCCUGGUAACUAACUUUAAGUUACAACACCAUUUUUACAGUGCUUUUGUGUGUAUCACUGAAAGAGAG
Messenger RNA from Colossoma macropomum (tambaqui), 1712 nucleotides. RefSeq names its product erythroblast NAD(P)(+)--arginine ADP-ribosyltransferase-like. The transcript is spliced from 4 exons. The record is from RefSeq and is a predicted model, not a curated record. Gene Ontology annotation, molecular function: NAD+-protein-arginine ADP-ribosyltransferase activity; NAD+ poly-ADP-ribosyltransferase activity. Lineage: Eukaryota; Metazoa; Chordata; Actinopteri; Characiformes; Serrasalmidae. The coding region runs from base 346 to 1308 and encodes 320 amino acids.